Molecule: messenger RNA, 873 nt
Organism: Schistocerca cancellata (South American locust)
Lineage: Eukaryota; Metazoa; Arthropoda; Insecta; Orthoptera; Acrididae
Product: trypsin-1-like
Exons: 7
Coding region: 30-860 (276 amino acids)
Biological process (GO): proteolysis
Molecular function (GO): serine-type endopeptidase activity
Source: RefSeq, a predicted model, not a curated record
UACACCACGCACACAUCCGCGGCCAGAAGAUGCUACGACACACGCUGCUAGUUCUUGCCCUUGUCGGUUGCGUGCUGGGAGCGAGACUGCCCGUGCGUCGCCUGGUGAACAGCGGACAUCGGAGUAGGGUGGGCGCCGCAGCUGGCCGCAUCGUGGGGGGCCAGGAAGCCACCAGCGGGCAGUUCCCGUACCAAGUGUCACUGCAGUAUACUAAACUGUUCACCCGAUCACAUACGUGUGGAGGCUCCAUCAUAUCCACCACGAGGGUGCUCACCGCUGCUCACUGUAUCAUGGACACCGGCACCUACUAUGCGGUGGCUGGAGAAGUGGACUUCUCCUCUGAAGACGGCACCGAGCAGGAGUCGCAGGUUCUUCAGCAGAUCCCGCACCCCGACUUCCCAGGGGGUCUUCAGAUACACCCAAACGACAUCGCUGUCUUCACGCUGAGCUCCGCUUUCUCCCUCAACUCUUACGUGCAGACUAUUCCUCUGGCCAGCGCUGGAUCCAUUCCGACAGCUGGUUCGACUGGGAUUGCUUCCGGUUGGGGCGCCACCGCUUACACUGAGGCACCUGAUAUCCUGCAGUGGGUGGAGGUGACUAUCGUCGACUUCCCGACUUGCCGCCAGCUGAUCGACGACAUGGGCAUAGAGGACAACUUCGUGGUGGACACCAUGGUGUGCACCGGCCCCGUCACCGGUGGCAUCAGCCUUUGCGGCGGUGACUCUGGUGGACCUUUGGUGCAAGACGGGGUGUUGAUAGGCGUGGCCCAGUGGGCUUACGGCAUGUGCGGCUUCGAGGGCGCUCCAUCCGGUUGCACCAGGGUCUCCGCCUUCAUCGAUUUCAUCAACGACAACCUGUAAUCUCGCUUUUAAU